GCGCGACGAACGCCGCCGCGAAAAUUUCGAAAAUCGAUCGACUUCGAAUUCUGUGCCAGUGUUGCUAGCUGUGAAAAUGAAACUUAUAUUUAUAUUCGCUAUCGCCUUGUGCGCCUUCGCAGCAGAGAUUGACAAGAAACAGGAAGCGGAAACUGCAGAAGUAGCAGACAAUAAGAAUAAAAGGCAAACCCAGCAGGAAUACGUGCCAGGAGUGUUGUAUAGAGUACCUAGGAAACAGAAAGCUGCACCCGUUCAGGAAUCCCAAGAAGAUGAUAGAAAUGCAAGAUCUGAUGCAGAAGAAUAUCGACCUGGACAGGUGAUCUCCCUAAACCCACAAGAGCUUCUAGAGCUGCAACCAGAGAGGAAGGCUCCGCUUAGCGGCAAUCAGCUCCUUCAGCAGCUGUACAGCCCACAACAACAACAGGAUCAGAAACCAGCUCCUCAGCAGUUCUUCUACUUAGAACCGCAGACUGCUAGACAGGUUGCCUACCAGCCAUCGCAUGCAGUGAUUGCUCGUCCUCACUUCACAUCGAAUGGCGGUGAAGCGUCAGUAGGAGCUGCCCUAUCAGUCAGCGAUUCAGGAGCAAGUUCCUCAGACUCCUUCGAUCAGGAACUACUGGCACUAUUAAGUCAUUCUCAAGUCAGAACAGAAGAACCCCGUCAACAGUACCAAACUCAGGUUCAACAGGCCGCGGCACAAAGUGUUGCACCACAAUUUCAACAGGUUGACAGAUAUAUUACAAAGCCUAGCAAAAAGCCAUCAAAACUGCGGCCAAAAGUCACCCCUCCUCAACCUCUUCCUGCGGGGGCACCUCAGCAAUAUUUAAUAGAAACUACCAAUGUCCAACAACAACAGCAACAACCACAGCAACUUCAAGUACAAUAUCGUCCUGCUCUACAGCCACAAAGACCUACACAGUCAUUAAGAUAUGUACCAAUUCAACCAGCUCAGGCUGCUGUUCCACAAGUUGUAUAUGAACGUCCAGAAUCACAAGGUCUUAAAAUAGUCCCAGCUCCAAAACUUGUACAAGAACCUCAUCAACAACAGGUGGCAUACAGAUUUAUACCUCAAUAUCAACAGCCUGAAGCUACUCCAAAACAAUAUAGAAUUAUUGAUCCCUCAAGACCUCAAGUAACGAGGCCUGAACAAAGAGCCCCAUCUAGCGCUGAGCGACCAGUAACAUAUUUAAAACGCUAUCCAGAGCCAGAAAAAAAUCGCGCUGUUAAAAUAUAUGAUCCGACUACUGUAGAGCUAGCAGCGGAGCGGCAAGCCCCUCAAGCAGGCGGUGAACAAUAUUAUUUACGCCCCGUCUAUAGAACGAACGAACAGCGUAUCAGAUAUGAAUCAGUGCCAGCCACAUCUGCGGAACAAGUUCGCACCGUAUUACCAACGAAAGCACCUCAUUCUGCUAUUUAUGUGAGCAAAAACGUUGGUUCAAAGAAAACCAGACCACUCCCGGCUAGGCCGGACCAAUCUGCAAGUAGUGAACAAUCUGAUCGAGAGCAGUCUCGACCAGAACAUAUUUCUAGAUUAGAACAAGUUGCUAGAAUAGAACAUGCAGCGAGAGUUCAACAAGCUGCUAGAGCGGAACAAGCUGCUAGGGCAGAACAAGUUGCUAGGGCAGAACAAGCUGCAAGAGCACAAUUAGCAGCGAGAUCGCAACAAAUCGCUCGUGUAGAGCAAGCUGUAAGAAUACAAGCUCCGGAACAAGUAGGUAUUGAGCAGUACGGUCAGAAUAUCGAUGAUCAACGAGCUCAAUUACCUCCACCUAAAAACAAUAAAGCUUACACACCAGAGGAAUUCGCAGCAUUAGUGGCUGCCGGCUAUGCUGUUACUCCCAUUCCAGUUAGCGCAAUAAAUGCUCAGCAAGCGCAAUCUAGAUCCUCAGAAGAAGUUCAAGUACCCCAAUUGAAACACCGACCUAUUUAUAGGAGACCCCAGUAUGUGCCUCUCAGAGGUGAUGACGCGCCUUAA
This is a messenger RNA of Achroia grisella, 1975 nucleotides long. RefSeq lists its product as uncharacterized. NCBI's taxonomy places the organism in Eukaryota, Metazoa, Arthropoda, Insecta, Lepidoptera, Pyralidae. Bases 77 to 1975 code for a protein of 632 amino acids. The transcript is spliced from 6 exons. The record is from RefSeq and is a predicted model, not a curated record.